UAAGCGCCCCAGAGGUCCCGGCGAGGGCCUAUCAGGGGCGGACAGGCGGGCGCGCCGGGCGCCUGGGCUGGUUUGACGGAGGGAGUGGCGGCGGCGGCGGAGGAUGGAGGCGGUGGUGUUCGUCUUCUCUCUCCUCGACUGCUGCGCGCUUAUCUUCCUCUCGGUGUACUUCAUAAUUACAUUGUCUGAUUUAGAAUGUGAUUACAUUAAUGCUAGAUCAUGUUGCUCAAAAUUAAACAAGUGGGUCAUUCCCGAGCUGAUUGGCCACACCAUCGUUACCGUGUUGAUGCUCAUUUCAUUGCACUGGUUCAUCUUCCUUCUCAACCUGCCCGUUGCCACUUGGAACAUAUAUCGGUUCAUCAUGGUGCCGAGUGGUAACAUGGGGGUGUUCGACCCGACAGAGAUCCACAAUCGAGGUCAGCUGAAGUCACACAUGAAGGAAGCCAUGAUCAAGCUCGGUUUCCACUUGCUCUGUUUCUUCAUGUAUCUUUACAGUAUGAUCUUGGCUUUGAUAAAUGACUGAGGCCGCCGGAGCCGUCUACACCACCCAGUGCAGUUGAGGAGCCAGAGACCAUGUGAAUCAUCCUUAGAAUUGUGACCAUAACAGUAUAUUUUUUCCUCUUUGAACUAAAUAAAAUAUUUUUGCUGUAUUUUUACCAUAUAAAGUAUUUAAAAAACACAAAUUGAGUUUUUGUAGAUUUCUGGUUCUCUACUUUAGCCUGAAUCCCAACACACGGCUCUCAUCGUUUUAUGCUGAAGAUUGGUAUUUGCAUGUAGCACGGCCGCCCCAGCCUUGCCUGCCGCAGAGACAGAGGGAAGCCUGUAGGCAGAGCGCAGAGCGAUGCUGGCCACCCAGGCAGAGCAGCAAAGUGUUAGCCUUUGGCCUCUACUGUGGCGGCUUCGUAUGUUCCGUAUGGUUUACAGGUUUAUGGGACUGUCCGCUAAAAGUCUUCUCAUAAGAAUGUUAACAGAAAAUGACAUUUCAAAAACCUAUCUCUUUGAAGAAUUUGUGAAAUCUUAUAAGCCAUUUGCCCAGGUACAGUGUAAUUGCUGCUUCUAGAAAGGAAAAUAAAUCAAAAAAGCAAAAUUU
Molecule: messenger RNA, 1090 nt
Organism: Suricata suricatta (meerkat)
Lineage: Eukaryota; Metazoa; Chordata; Mammalia; Carnivora; Herpestidae
Gene: CNIH4
Product: cornichon family AMPA receptor auxiliary protein 4
Exons: 5
Coding region: 104-523 (139 amino acids)
Biological process (GO): endoplasmic reticulum to Golgi vesicle-mediated transport
Cellular component (GO): COPII-coated ER to Golgi transport vesicle; endoplasmic reticulum membrane
Source: RefSeq, a predicted model, not a curated record